Striga hermonthica is the source of this 790-nucleotide messenger RNA. NCBI's taxonomy places the organism in Eukaryota, Viridiplantae, Streptophyta, Magnoliopsida, Lamiales, Orobanchaceae. The record is from the annotation of a GenBank genome assembly.
UAUGGGGAUUGGCUUAAGGCUACUGAUGGCAACUAUGGUUACAAAUCAAACUCAGCUACCACUCCAGAGAGUCACACUGAUGAUAACCACACCACAGGCCAAGGAACAGGCUCCAAUCCACAAGAGGAUGACAUUGGGUUCAAAUCAGCAGACAGUGGAGUGAGAGCAGGAAUAGGAAGAGAAGUCAGUGUUGCUGAGAAUGCUGCUUCAGAAGAUGGUAACAUUAUAACAGGGAAGGAGAUCUCUAUUGCAAAUGAUGAAACAAACCUUUUUCAAGGUGCUACUUCAAGCAUAGUAGUGGCCAAAGGAGUAGAACUGAUGGACACUAUCCCUGAGCAGAACAACACUAGCACUGCUGACCAGGGCCUUCAAGAGCUUAACACAACCCCAAAAGAAACGUUUGGACCAGAAAAUCAACUACUGCUAGAAACCCAAGGUCUCGAAACUAUUUUUGAGAUCACUGAAUGCACAGAAAGACAGCGUAUUAUUUGUGCUCAACUGCAAAUGACCGGAGAUGCUCGGCUAUGGUGGAACUCCUACUGGGGCAUGCGUCCUGGGGAGAAAGAAAAUCUCACUUGGAUGCAAUUCAAGGAGAUGAUGGAAGAGAAAUACUAUCCAGCUCUCUAUCGGGCUGAGAUGGAACGUCAAUUCUUGGCAUUAUCCCAAGGAAAUCGUACAGUUGAUGAGUAUGAGAGAGAGUUUACUAGAUUGGGAUCUUUUGUCAAAUAUCUGGUGGACACAGAGGCUAAAAAGGCAAGACGAUUCCAAGAUGGGUUACAACGAGAAAUCC